Molecule: messenger RNA, 3432 nt
Organism: Sphenostylis stenocarpa
Lineage: Eukaryota; Viridiplantae; Streptophyta; Magnoliopsida; Fabales; Fabaceae
Source: the annotation of a GenBank genome assembly
AUGUCUCUUCUCAAAUCCCUCACUUCAAAUUCCUCCGCUUUCAAUUUCAAACCAACACAAUCCACCAUGACGCAUUCCUCUCCUUACAGGGUACGGUGCUAUUACGAACAGCUUGUUCCUCCUCCAGGAAAGCUAACUCUAUUGACUUGUUUUAUUCCCAAGGGAUCUCAUCAGUUAAAGUGGGACAAUAUAUGUUCUUCAAAGCGAAGAUCACGAGGGCCAGUGAUGGCAGGAAAGAAAGCUUCUGAAGGAAUCAAGCAAGAAGAUGGAAAAUACAAGCACACUGUUGAUCUUCCUAAGACAACAUUUGGUAUGAGAGCUAAUUCUUCAGUAAGGGAGCCUGAAAUUCAGAAAAUUUGGGAAGAGAAUCAAGUCUUCAAGAAAGUUGUUGAGAAAAAUAGUGGAGCAAAUUUUAUUCUUCAUGAUGGUCCUCCAUAUGCCAAUGGUGAUCUUCACAUAGGGCAUGCCUUAAACAAAAUUUUGAAGGAUAUUAUAAAUCGUUAUAAGGCAGCAGCUAGCCCUUUUAUUGUAAAUGUAUUGGUGAAGUCUAUGAGUUAUGUGCAGAUGCUACAUGGUGUAAAGCAGGGAACAAUAUUGUUAUUAUGUUUCUCUGGCAUUAUGUCACUGGAUGAAAAGGCUAGAAAUGACCUCACACCAUUAAAGUUGAGAGCAAAGGCUGCUAAAUUUGCUAAAGAAACUGUUAAAAAACAGAUGUCAUCUUUUAAGCGCUAUGGAGUAUGGGCAGACUGGAAUGAUCCCUAUCUUACUCUAGACCCAGAAUAUGAAGCAGCCCAGAUUGAAGUGUUCGGCCAGAUGGCCUUGAAAGGCUAUAUAUACAGAGGCAGAAAACCUGUUCACUGGAGUCCUUCUUCACGGACAGCACUUGCUGAGGCUGAGUUGGAGUAUCCUGAAAAGCAUGUUUCAAGAAGCAUAUAUGCCAUUUUUAGAGUUGUGAGUGCUCCUUUAACACCAAGUUCCCUAUUACAAGAAUUUCCAAAUUUGUGCUUGGCUGUUUGGACGACAACUCCCUGGACUAUUCCUGCCAAUGCAGCUGUUGCAGUGAAUCCUAAGCUUGAAUAUGCUGUUGUUGAAAUAAAGUCAUUAGCGGAGCCUGACCCUUCAUCUGGUGGAAAAAAGAAGAAAGGGCUGGGGCUUGUUUUGGAGGAUGAGAGGAAGCCAUUUCUUAUUGUGGCUUCAGAGCUUGUGCCAAGUUUAGAGGCAAAAUGGGGUGUGAAGCUUGAUGUCAAGACAAAACAAUUGGGUUCAGAGUUGGAAAACUACAGGUAUAUCCAUCCAAUAGAUGACAGGGAAUGUCCUGUUGUAGUUGGUGGAGAUUAUAUUACAACAGAAACAGGAACGGGACUGGUCCACACAGCUCCUGGACAUGGUCAGGAGGACUACGUGACUGGCCAGAAGUAUGGACUACCCAUAUUUUCUCCAGUAGAUGAUGAUGGAAAGUUCACUGAAGAGGCUGGGCAAUUUGGUGGGCUUGAUGUUCUUGGUGAAGGAAACAGUGCUGUUGUAAAAUACUUGGAUGAACAUCUCUCACUCAUCAUGGAAGAAUCAUAUGAACACAAGUAUCCCUAUGAUUGGCGAACAAAAAAACCAACAAUAUUUAGAGCAACAGAGCAAUGGUUUGCAUCUGUGGAGGGAUUUCGCCAUGCAGCUAUGGAUGCCAUUAACCACGUAAAAUGGGUUCCACCUCAGGCAGAAAAUAGAAUCUCUACAAUGACUUCUUGUCGCUCAGACUGGUGCAUAUCACGACAAAGGACAUGGGGUGUCCCCAUUCCAGUAUUUUAUCAUCUUCAAUCUAGAGAACCUCUUAUGAAUGAAGAGAUAAUUGAUCAUAUAAAGUCUAUCGUAGCCCAAAAAGGUGGUGAUGCAUGGUGGUACAUGACAAUGGAGGAUCUUCUCCCAACUAAAUAUCGUGAUAAGGCAGCAGAAUAUGAAAAGGGAACUGACACAAUGGACGUGUGGUUUGAUUCAGGGACUGUUCUACAUGGUUCCUCCUGGGCUGCAGUCUUGGGAAAAAGAGAUUCCCUUAGUUUUCCUGCAGACUUGUAUCUUGAAGGAACAGAUCAGCAUCGAGGGUGGUUUCAAAGUUCUUUGUUAACAAGUGUUGCUACAAAAGAUAAACAUGCAUGCUUUCUUGUGUUGGGAUGUGUGGUUGAGAACUGGGAAGGAAAAUCUGAGGCCUGCAAGUUGAUCUUGGGCUGGAGUUUUGAUUGUGUAGAUUUAUUGGUGGAACAAUCAGAAGAAUAUCAAGGGAAGGCUCCAUAUUCAAGUGUUUUAACACAUGGAUUUGUAUUGGAUGAGAAAGGCUUAAAAAUGAGCAAGUCUUUGGGUAAUGUUGUGGAUCCACGUUUUGUGAUUGAAGGAGGUAAAAAUCAAAAGGAAGCACCUGCAUAUGGAGCUGAUGUCCUCCGACUCUGGGUUUCUAGUGUAGAUUAUACAAGUGACGUGAUGAUUGGCCCUCAGAUUCUUCGUCAAAUGUCCGAGGUUUACAGAAAGUUGCGAGGAACUUUGAGAUACCUCUUGGCAAAUCUUCAUGAUUGGAAAACGGAAUACACUGUUCAAUACCAUGAGCUUCCGAGGAUUGAUCAACAUGCACUUUUUCAGCUUGAAAAUGUUGUAAAAAACAUUCAAGGAAAUUAUGAAAAUUACCAGUUUUUUAAAAUAUUUCAGAUUUUGCAGAGGUUUGUGAUUGUUGACCUGUCAAAUUUCUAUUUUGAUGUUGCCAAGGAUCGACUUUAUGUUGGUGGAUCAACAAGUUAUACGAGGAAAAGCUGCCAAACAGUUCUUGCAGCUCAUCUUCUUUCCAUUGUGAGAAUCAUAGCACCAAUUUUGCCCCAUUUAGCUGAGGAUGUGUGGCAGAAUCUGCCUUUUCAGUAUAUAACUCAAGAUGGUUCUAUUUCUGAAUAUGUAUUUGAAUCAAGAUGGCCCACCUCAAACGAAAGAUGGCUUGCCCUCCCUACGGAAGAAAUUAAUUUUUGGGAAAACAUUCUUGAGCUGAGAACAGAAGUUAAUAGAGUUUUGGAAGUUGCUCGAACAGGUAAACUAAUUGGGGCCAGUUUAGAUGCAAAGGUUCAUAUCUACACAUCUGAAGACAACCUGGCAUCCCAAUUACGCGAACUAUGUGCAACCAAAAAUGAUGCCGAUACAUUGCACCGUCUAUUCAUAACAUCUCAGGCUGAGAUUCUUCCCUCAUUGGACGAUGAACAUACUGUAAAUAUACCAUACAGUGGUGAAUGCCUAAUUCAAGGGAAGAAUAAAGUUUGGAUCGGUAUAUCUCGUGCUGAGGGUUCCAAGUGUGAAAGAUGCUGGAAUUAUUCACAGCAGGUUGGUUCAUUUUUGGGCCACCCUACUCUCUGCAGUCGCUGCUACGAUGUUGUUGCUCUUCAGAUGCCUCCUCAAGUAGCAGCAGUCAGUUAA